This is a messenger RNA of Chenopodium quinoa (quinoa), 1503 nucleotides long. RefSeq lists its product as uncharacterized. Bases 1 to 1503 code for a protein of 500 amino acids. The record is from RefSeq and is a predicted model, not a curated record. The transcript has a single exon. NCBI's taxonomy places the organism in Eukaryota, Viridiplantae, Streptophyta, Magnoliopsida, Caryophyllales, Amaranthaceae.
AUGGCAAGACAAGAGGAUGACCUUCUCUUUAGGGAGUUUGGAAACCCGGAAAUCUAUGAGCUCACGAGUGGUAUACUUCUCCCGACCACCGAGACUAAUUUCACAAUCCAUCCACAAUAUGCUAGGAUGGUGCAAAUUGAGCAAUUUUCCGGAGGCGUAAAUGAAGACCCCAUUGAGCAUUUGGACCGAUUCCUUGAGUUGUGUGCAAUGAUACAAACAAAUGAAGUGAGCCAAGAUUACAUUCGUAUGCAUCUCAUUCAGCAAUCUCUCACCGGAAGAGCAAAAAAAUGGCUCAAGCAUUUGAAGUCCAACUCUUUCACCACAUGGAAGGAAGUUGCAAGGGCCUUUCUCAAGAGGUUCAUUUCCGAUGAGCAAACCGCAAAAAUGAGGAGGAAGAUAGCUUCCUUUGAGCAGGAACCGGAUGAAACUCUUGGGGAAGCAUGGGAAAGGUUUAAGGAUUUUAUUAGAGCAUGUCCUCAUCAUGAAUUCAACCGUUAUUUGCUCAUGAGAUUCUUUUAUGAUGGAUUGGAGCUAAUGUCAAGGACCAAUCUAGAUGUGGGUGCCGGUGGCCAAUUGAUUAAGAUCCCUCAAAGCCAAGUUGCAGCUACAAUUGAAGAAGUGGCUACUAGCUAUUCUUGGGGAGGCCGAAGAAGGUCCCAAGGGAAGAAAGGAGAUCUUUAUGAGUUGGAGAAAGUCGGCCAACUUAAGCACAUAGUUGAGCUCUUGAAUGAAGGUCUUUCCAAGUUGAACUCAAGUGUUGGUUUGUGUUCAAAACCCUCACAAAUCAUUGAUUUCUCAUGUGCUCGUUGUGGUAGGACGGAUCAUGAUGCAUCCUAUUGUAGAGAGUUCAAUCUCAAGCAUGGUGAAGUUUUGACUUUGAUGGAAAAAGAGUUUGUAACCCAAGCUCAAUCCCAACAACUUCAACAACCUCCAAGGCAAGAAAACUCCUACCCCAAAGAUGGACCUCUCUUCAAUCCACCAACCAAAAACUUUUCCUACCUUUCCAACCAAGUAGAGAACUCUCAAGAUAAAAAUCAUGACCUAUGUCCUCAAGCGUAUGAAGAAAAAUUCUCACCCGACCACACACAAACCCAAAUUCUUCAACAACGUCAAACUAUCACUCCACAAUUCCAAGAAAUCAAAUCUUACAAUGAAGUUGUUGAUUCCCAACUAGCCAACACUUCUUCUCUCCAUUUAACCACAAAACUCCCCUUACAAUCAUCUACUAACCCUUCACAUACUUAUCAACCCGAAACUUGCAAGGAGGACAAGGUUGUAGAUGAUGUGGUUGAGAAGAAGGUUCAAGAACAAAAUGAGGAGCCAUUUGAUUUUAGUGAAUCAAACAAGUUUGAAGACCCGGUUUCCUUUCCUUGUAGGCUAGUUGAGAAUGUCAUUUUGAAGAGCCCUAUGGCGCUGAGCGUAUGUAGAGUUAAUGUGGUCGAUGAUGUGAUGGCUAAUGAGAGCUUACCUCCACGUGAUGAUAAGGGUGACAAUGAGGGAUGA